This is a messenger RNA of Dermatophagoides pteronyssinus (European house dust mite), 571 nucleotides long. RefSeq lists its product as uncharacterized. The record is from RefSeq and is a predicted model, not a curated record. Lineage: Eukaryota; Metazoa; Arthropoda; Arachnida; Sarcoptiformes; Pyroglyphidae.
AUGAAGAAAUUUGGUUUCACUAAAAAUAAUAAAAUUGGUCUCCACAAAACCGAAAAAUCGAUGUGCAACAAAGAUGGGUCCAUAAUAAUUAAAUCUGAUACACCAAUCUAUACCCACAAUCAAACAAUUACGGAAAACAAACCAGACAUUUAUGUUCAAGAUAACAACAAUCGCAAUAUUGAUAUCAUUGAAAUAGGAAUUACAAACAAAAAUAUAAUUUCCACGACCGAAAUCACGAAACAUCAUAAGUAUGAUCUAUUGGCAAAUUCUCUUAAAGUCAUGUAUCCUACAUUCACGACAAGCAACAUUCCGGUAGUGCUAUCAUGGGAUGGCUUAGUGACUAAAUACAAUAAUAAAUAUAUGCAAAUGUUGGGCAUUAACAAAAAAAUUAUGGCAUUUAUUCAAUAUAGUUCUUUGAAAUCUACAUUCGAGAUUGUAUGUAAGGAUCGGGGAGUAAGAGGUACUCUCUGGGAUGUAGAUGAAGGACUCCCUGGUUUGGAAGAAGAACCAGAUUACAUUGACCCAGACCUUUUGUAAAUAAGAGAUAUGAAAUAAAAUAAAAGUUUUUUUU